Paramisgurnus dabryanus is the source of this 2992-nucleotide messenger RNA. The record is from RefSeq and is a predicted model, not a curated record. NCBI's taxonomy places the organism in Eukaryota, Metazoa, Chordata, Actinopteri, Cypriniformes, Cobitidae.
AGCGAACUUCCCCCUUCCUUAUUCAUUUACCAAAAUAAUCAGUUUUUACCCUUGUUCGCAUAUUUUUUAAAAGCUCAUUUCAGGUCCAUUUCUUUCAAUGGAGGAAACAGACGAAGUUCAACAGACGAUAGCGGAGACGGUAAAAGAGCGGCCGAGGAGAAACAAGAGAAAGUCGGUGGCGGACAUGGACGCGUCGCCUGACUUUACAUUCAAACGGCCGUCUUUGAGAAGAGGAAGUUCUUUCACGUUUUUGACACCUGGACCCCAAUGGGACUUCACUCUGAAACGCAAACGCAGAGAGAAAGAUGACGUGGAUGCUGUCAGUCUUUGCAGCUUUGACUUUAAGGAACCCUGUACCAAGCGCGUGCGGCCCCUGGGCCGAGUGACCUCCCUGGCGAACCUCAUCUCACCCGUGAAGAAUGGGGCCGUCCGACGUUUCGGCCAGACCCUCCAAGCCUCGUUUCGGGGCGACGGUCGGUCUCCGGGCGUGCCCCAGCAGAAGCCCUGCAGCAAGGCCGCAGCCCCGACGCCGCCCAAACGCCGCAACAGCACGCUCUGGUCCGAGACCCUGGACGUCCACCAGAAGGGAACCUUUUCCACCAAGGAGAUUAAGAGACAGGAGGCUAUUUUUGAGCUGACUCGUGGAGAACAGGACCUGAUUGAAGACCUGAAGUUAGCCCGAAAGGCGUACCAUGACCCGAUGUUGAAACUCUCGAUUAUGUCCGAGGAGGAGUUAACGGCCAUCUUCGGAGACUUGGACGCUUAUAUUCCCGUUCAUGAAGAUCUUCUCGCUCAACUGGCGAAAGCCACAGGCCCGGAUGGUACGGUGAGACAGAUUGGCAAGAUUGUUGUGGACUGGCUGCCGAGGUUAAACGCUUACAGGGAAUACUGUAGUAACCAGCUGGCCGCCAAAGCGCUCCUCGACCAAAAAAAGCAAGACCCGAGAGUUCAAGACUUUUUGCAACGUUGCCUCGAGUCGCCGUUCAGCAGGAAGCUGGACCUGUGGAGCUUUCUGGACAUCCCUCGCUCACGACUGGUCAAAUACCCGCUUCUUCUCAAAGAGAUUCUCAGACACACGCCGCCAGAUCAUCAGGACACGGCGAGUCUCGAGAAAGCGAUAAGCAUCAUUCAGGCCGUGCUGGCCGAUAUUAACAUGAAGAAAGGAGAGUCGGAGUGCCAAUACUACAUAGAUAAGCUGGAAUAUCUGGAUGAUAGACAGAAAGACCCACGCAUUGAGCAAUGCAAGAGCCUGCUUUGCCACGGCGAACUGCGCAACAAAAGCGGCACGAAGUUGCACGUGUUCCUCUUCACGGAGGUUUUGGUCUUAACGCGGCCCGUGACGCGGAACGACCGCCACUGCUAUCAAGUGUACCGUCAGCCGAUCCCAGUGCAGGAUCUCGUUCUGGAGGACCUCCAAGACGGAGACGUACGCAUGGGCGGCUCAUUCAGAGGGGCGUUUAGUAACGCAGACAAAGCCAAAAACAUCUUCCGGGUUCGCUUCCAGGAUCAAGCUCACGGUCAGUCCCACACGCUGCAGGUCAACGACAUCUUCCACAAGCAGCAAUGGCUCAACUGUCUCCGUUCCGCCAUGUCGACCUACAAAGACUCCGCCAUUCCCGAAGACGAACCCCCGUCCACCCCCCCACCGGCGGACACUUGCAGCAAACGCCGUUCGUCGUCCAUCUCUGCCGUCAUGCAUAUGGAAGAGUCGGAUGAGAAUUGCCCGAGCAUCGCGUCUUCCGCCCCUUCGUCUCCCAGCUCGGAGGAGCCGCCCAGCCCCACGACCUCCACCACCUCCACCCUCUCGUCUUCGUCGUCGUCAUCAUCAUCAUCAUCUUCCGUCCCCUUGUCCCGCAAAUCCAAAAAAGACAAACGUUCGCUCUGCUCGUUGGGCAAGCGGAAGGAGACCAUGGUGUAAAGCAAAGACUUUGAGGACUGAGCUAUCCCACCAUGCGGAGGACUUGUAUUUAUGUGUGUAUGUUUCUACAGCAGUGUUUGUGUGUUACUGUCCACAAUGGCAGCUAUUAUUACCAAAUCCCAACCUGAACCCUACUAUGUCCACCUGUACCGGAAAGACAGUAUUUGUAAGACGAAUGCGUGGAUCGCGAGGGAUCGGAGACGGAUGGCAUCCCAUCCCGCACACAAUCGCACAUUUAGUCUUGUUUACUGUUAGUUUGGUAUUAUUUUAUUAAUAUUGUAAUUAAAGUUUUACUUUUUUAAACUUUGCAUUAAGAUAUUUACUGUAGCUCUUUUUUGUUUUUAUCCAAAAGCACUGUGGUUAACGUUUAGCUGUUAAAAUAUGAAUGGAAAGAUACCCAAUGAAUACUUUGUAAAAAGAAAAGAAAAUACUGGAAAGCAAGUCUUACUGGUACAUUCCCAUGUUUAAUUUUAAAUCAGAUGGCAUUGUUUUUAUCAAAACAGCACGGAAGAUAGCUACGUUCAGUAGCUGAAUGAUUUUAAGCGUUAUUAUUUUGUUUUACUCAAACCUGAGCCAUGUUUUUCAAACGUUACGGAGGAAUAUUCAAAUGUAGUAUCUUGCAUGGAGCUUUACUUGUUGAGUCCUGUUUCUUUUCAUGAGGGCUCAGUGCAUGUACAUGCGUGUCAGAGCAGAAGAUGAGAGUCGUAUAGAGGCGUAGAUGUAUGUUUAAUGAGGGUUCGAGAAAUGUUGACGUGAGACUAGAAAGGAAACUGGAGUAGCAUUGGACACGAUUAGAGAGACUUGAUGAUCAGCACUACUAGAGAUUAGUUUUAUUUUUGUAGUGUCUUCAUUAGGGAGAAAGAUUUGGUGACCUGGUGAAAAGCCGGUGUAAAUGUUUUAUUGAAAGAAAGCUGAAGUAUGUUGGAGAGGAGAAAUUGAAAGGUACAGAAUGUUAAGAUGUUUGUAAUGAAAUUAAUGGAUGUACAAUAUUGAGAAAGACUGCGUUGGCUUGUAUGUGUAUGUGGUUUAAAAAAAAUAUUUAAGAAAAAUAAAGGUCUGUGUAAGAUUUGCAUC